AUUGAUCCGAUUGAGCCGAUUGAUCUGAUUAGUAGAACCUUAUUAUAUGAUUUCGAUUUUCCUAUUAUCCGUUUUGUUUAUAGAAAGCAAAAUCAUGGGAUUUCACUUACAUCCAUUUACCUCCUUUAUCAUUUGUCGUGGUACAACGUUGUACUGUACCUUCGUCGGUGGUACCUACCUUUGUCAAUGGAGCAUAUAGAUAAUCCAUCCCUAGAUCACAUGGAUUUUAUCCAUGACAUUAGUCAAUCACGUGUAUGGAUGAUCGAUCCAUCUUAUUUAUGUAAUGUAUGUAAACGGAGGAUCCUUCGAGGUUUCCUCAUCAAGUUUCGGUCAUAG
Molecule: messenger RNA, 336 nt
Organism: Rasamsonia emersonii CBS 393.64
Lineage: Eukaryota; Fungi; Ascomycota; Eurotiomycetes; Eurotiales; Trichocomaceae
Exons: 1
Source: RefSeq, a predicted model, not a curated record